AGUAAAUCUUAGUUAUCUCAGUUUAUCAUCAAAUCAUUUUACUGAUUUAGUAGUACCUGACAUGUUCUCGGUGCUUCCAAAUCUCGAAAUUCUUGACCUUUCUCAUAACAACUUAAUCGGGAAGAUUCCAAAUUGUCUUCCUAUGUCUCUCUCAGUGUUGAAUUUGCAGGCCAAUUGCUUUGAUGGAAAUAUAGCAUUUGGUUUUCCAGAGGGCUGUGGAUUACGAAAUCUCAACUUACAUGGAAAUCAAAUGGACGGCUUAUUACCAAGGUCUUUGGUGAAUUGUCGCAUGUUAGAGGUUCUAGACGUUGGCAACAACAACAUAAGUGAUGCAUUCCCUCAUUGGUUGGAAUCUCUACCAGACCUUCAAGUGCUUGUCUUAAGGUCCAACAAGUUCCACGGUUCUGUGCAGAGCACCAAAGAAAGUCCAUCUUUUCCCAAGUUGCGAGUUCUGGACCUCUCCAGCAAUUAUUUUGUUGGUGCUUUGCCUGUUCAGUACAUUGAAAAUUUUAAUGCGAUGAUGGACCCUCAUAAAGACGGUGGUUCCCCUGAAUACAUGAUGGUGUGGACGAGAACCAGGUAUUAUCAAUAUUCACUGGUUGUGACAUGGAAGGGAUUCGAGUAUGAGCUGCAGGGAAUCUUGAUCGUAUUCAGUAGUAUUCAUCUCUCAAAUAACAUGUUUGAGGGAGAAAUUCCAGAUGUUAUUGGAAAGCUUAGUUCUCUCAAAGGGCUUAAUCUUUCUCAUAACAACCUUACUGGUCAUAUCCCACCGUCGCUAGGGAAUUUGACGAAUCUGGAAUGGUUGGAUCUCUCUUCCAACAAGCUGGCGGGGAAAAUUCCUAAUGAAUUGGUAUCUUUGACACAACUCUCUGUUUUGAAUCUUUCAAAUAAUCAUUUUGUCGGAAGCAUACCACAAGGCAAUCAGUUCAACACCUUUGGAAAUGGUUCUUAUGAAGGAAACGUUGGACUGUGUGGAAUCCCAUUGUCAAAAUCUUGUGAUGGAAUUGGGACACCACCGAGCUCCUUCCAAGAAAAAGAUAAGUUGUGGAGAUUUGACUGGAGAGUUGUGGUGUUAGGCUAUGGAUGUGGAGUUGUUUUUGGACUGCUGAUGGGAUAUCUUGUCUUCCGAAUAGGAAAACCAAAAUGGUUUGUGUCUUUGUUUGAUGGCCGACCAAGUCAAAGUGGAAGGAAGAUGAGGAAAGCCAGAAGACUUGUUCAAAGAAGAAGGUAGUUGCAGAGUUGAUGUUUUAGAGCUUCUGAUUUAAUGUUUC
This is a messenger RNA of Rubroshorea leprosula, 1271 nucleotides long. The record is from the annotation of a GenBank genome assembly. Lineage: Eukaryota; Viridiplantae; Streptophyta; Magnoliopsida; Malvales; Dipterocarpaceae.